CUGCAUUGACUUUCAGAUUUUUUUCGCGUUGCUAAUAUUUUUCGGAAUAUACCAAAAUAUUUACCAUAAGCAGUAAAUUAAAAGACUGUUUUUGGCGCUCAUCUUUAAAAAGAAGGAUUUUCGAUUUAUUCUGAAGGACAACUCGUUUAAAAGCAGGAACAAUGCUUAAAGUGUUUAAGCAGGACCCCGACGACAAGAAAGUGAAGCGACUGUACCACCAGCGUUACCGCGCCGACUGGGAGAAGAUCCCGGCCUUCUCCGCCUGGCUUCGCUCCAGCAACGAUGGCUACUCGGCGCACUGCAUCAUCUGCGACGCCAAUGUCCUGGCCAGACUGGCCUCCAUCAAGCAGCAUCUCAUCACCCGGAAGCACCAGACCAUGGUCAAGGGCGAGCUCUGCAAGGAUAACCAUAAUCCCGAUCUAUCGGCUUCCAUUACUACCGUUAAGCCAAAGCCAAAUCCCAAACCAAAGCCUAAGCUAAAUAACAAAAUGCAGCCAAAGAUUAAGAGCGAGGUAAAGCUGGAGCAAAUGGAUGCCCAAGACAUGGCCUCAAACGACUCAAUCCUGGAUGAUCUGUUGGGAACAGAGCCACUGGUACAGGAGUAUGUGGUUGAAAACGAGUUCAUCGAAGAGCAUGACCAUCAAUACCAAGAGCAGGUAGGCUACGACGAGGAGAUGGUCCACAUCAAGCAGGAUGAGCCGGAGUUGCACGGUGACUAUCAGGACGACACCGUCUCGGAGGAUGCCAUUAUUACUGAAUUUGACCUGUUCGGCAAGAGCUUGGCGCUGCAACUAAAUAACAUGGACCUGGAGGACGCUCUGCUCUGCCAGGAGCGCCUUCAAGUCGUGCUCACCGAGUUUCGCCUGAAAAUACUCAAGCGCCAACGGGAGGGGAAACGCAGUUCUUAGGCUUACAUAUUUUAUAUCAAGUGUUGUUGUCUUAUGUACAUAGAAUAAUUCUUUUAGCAACUAAAUAUAAAUCUAUUCCGCUUCAA
Messenger RNA from Drosophila elegans, 994 nucleotides. RefSeq lists its product as uncharacterized. The transcript is spliced from 2 exons. The record is from RefSeq and is a predicted model, not a curated record. Lineage: Eukaryota; Metazoa; Arthropoda; Insecta; Diptera; Drosophilidae. Bases 162 to 908 code for a protein of 248 amino acids.